ACAUAAGUGAAAUGAAAGGGAAGAGAAAGCAGAAGGGAUAUCAUUGAUGUACAUGGAAAAUAAAAAAGGACCUAAGAUGGACCCUUAUAAAAAUCCCAAAUUAACAAAGCCAAUGUCAGAUCUUUUGUAGUUUAUAUUGACAAUUAGUGUGCGACUACUCAAAUAUAUAUAUAUAUAUAUAAUAUCAGUGAGCUGAAAUUAAAUUUUUGGCAAAUCAAUGGCAAUAUGAAAAAUCAAGCAAUAUAACAAUAAUGAAAUAAAAAUUCAGUAUUAGCAUGGAACCUAGCAAAGCUGUUGAACAAUAAUUACCAGAUCUAAAGCCUGAUUGAAAAGGAGGAAAUUGUGAAAAUUUAAGAGAAGAGAUUUGCUUCCGAGUGUAAAUGUGACAUGGAUACAAGAUUAAAAUUCAACCUUCAUACAGAAACCACAUGCAAAACGAGCAUGCAAAUAACUUGCAUUUAUGUACAGAACCCCCUUUUGAUUUUUCAGACAUUGCUCCAUUAUCUGCCUCGAUACUUCCAUUGUCUGACUGGUACUUGAAUAUUGUCAUCGGUACAAUGUGUAAACAGCUGCUCCAUCUAAGCAUGCCACAAGGCGAGGUCUUGCUACCCGAAGCCAUUAAGGACCAGAGUUCCAUGACUACCCCAGGUCACACAACAACCUGAAGCCACUGGCUGAACCAGUAGAGUCAGAAUUUGAGUCUAUGAGAUAGACACUAUAACACUCAACCUGAUUAGAGUCUGAGACCCGAGUGGAAUCUUCCCAAGUUUGUCAGUAGAAGAGGGCUUCCAGCGUCCUUCAGACUAACAACCCUGACAAUGUUCCUCAUGUGCAUGAAGGCACUGAGAAAUAAAACAGACUGUUAACCAGGGGCACCCCUCCUUAAACUGGAGAAUUUAUUCCUUUAUUUCCUUCUUUCCAGAACAAGUCCGCUCUACCUCAAUAAGGAGAUAUCCAGAGACAUGAGAGACAGAGAGAUCUGUACAAUAUGUUAGUUCUGUUUGCUCACCAUUCAUGAUAUAAAAUAUACAAACAACAUUUUUAAACUUGAUCUUCUGAAAACUUAAGUUCACUCCUUGAAAGAAAGGUUGAUUUACUAUUUGUCCAUGGUCUUCUUAACAAUGUGAUUCCUCCAAGCACUCAUCCCAAUUUCCAUCCCACCUGCCCACGAUCACAGUACAAUGUUAUUUUACUAACAUUUCUACCAUACAAACUUGCUCUCCCAUAAAUAGAAUGAUGGAUCAUCUUGCUUAUGUUUGUUUCAAUGUGGUUUUUGUUAUUUUGUUAUUUGUUCCUUACAUAGUUGGCUAUGAAUGAUGUAAUUUGUGUAUCCUAGAUCCAUAUAUGUCUAUGCACUGUGCACCUUAGCUGUUUGUGUACUUUUGCACCUUGUGUCUUUGACCCAGGUUUGAAUUUAGUUGUUAUAUGCCUCUUUGUUUGUGUAUAUUUGUUGUUUAACCUGUUUUGUGCAUUUCUUUUGUUUGCAUCGUGAGAAAUAAAGAGUCCGAGAGGUACUUUUACUGUACAAAAUACCUAGUACCUACUUUAAUACUAGUAUGAGAGGUACUUUUAUUGUACAAAAUAUUUAGUACCUACUUUAAUACUAGUGCGUGAAGUACUUUUUCUGUAGAAAAUACUUAGUACCUACUUUAAUAAUAGUCCGAGAGGUACUUUUUCUGUAGAAAGUACUUAGUACCUACUUUAGUACUAGUACAAGAGGUACUUUUACUGUACAAAAUACUUAGUAUCUACUUUCAUAUUAGCACGAGAGGUACUUUUACUGUACAAAAUACCUAGUACCUACUUUCAUACUACGAGGAUACUUUUACUGCAGAAAAUACUUAGUACCUACUUUCAUACUAGUACGAGAGCACAUGACCACGUGGAGCCUGUUUGUCUCGUGAAUGUUGUCCACCAUAGAGUUCCACGCGAUUUUCACUAUGUACCGUCUACCUAGGGCAUUACAGUGUCGAUUUUUUUCAAAAAAAGCUUUUGAACUUUCUCCCGAGGUGGAAUCGGCCCUCAGAGAGAAAAGGCCUGUCGUGGCUCUCGAAUCGACAAUAAUAACACAUGGUAUGCCUCAUCCCAGCAAUUUAACCACUGCUAUCGCCGUCCAAGACAUUAUCAGGGCCCAGAAUGCCAUCCCUGCGUUGGUCGCUGUCAUGAAUGGAACAAUCAAGGUUGGAUUAAGCAAUAAACAAAUUGAAGAACUGGCUGAUCCAAAAAGCAAAGCUGUUAAAACGUCAAGAAGGGAUUUUCCUUAUGUCAUAAGCAAUAAACUUAACGGGGGAACUACAGUUUCUGGCACUCUGUUUGUCUGCAGUUCCGUUGGCAUUGAUAUUUUCGUAACAGGUGGUAUUGGUGGUGUACAUAGGGAUGGUGAAGUGUCAUUAGACAUCAGUGCUGACUUAGUAGAACUCGGCAGGCAUUCUAUAAUGGUUGUCUCAAGUGGUGUCAAAAGUAUUCUUGACAUUGAGAGAACUUUGGAAUAUCUUGAAACAGAAGGAGUAUGUGUUGUGACAUAUGGGUCAAGUAAAAAUUUCCCUGCUUUCUACAGCGAAGAAUCAGGUCAGUUGUCACCAUACCAUGUAAUGGAACCGCACCAGGCGGCAAAGUUACUACAUAGCAGUAAGCAAAUUGGUCUAGACUCUGGUAUUCUUCUGGCAGUACCUGUUCCCAAUCAGUUCUCCAUUGAUUUAAAGGAAAUGAACACGGUUAUAAAUUUGGCUUUGGAUGCUGCCGAACAGCAGGGCAUUAACGGCAAAAAUGUCACGCCUUUCGUCCUCGACAAAGUUAGCCAGCUUACAAAAGGAAAAAGUCUGGAAACGAAUAUUGCUCUUAUUAAAAAUAAUGCACAUAUUGGUGCAAAAGUGGCUGUGGAAUAUACAAAAUUAAACAAGAUGAGUCCCCCUGGAGUACCACCAGUGAUUCAAAAGGACAACAAGAGACCGGUCGUCAUCGGUGGAUCGGUGCUCGACUGUGCUUUAACCAUUUGUGACGAGUUGCAGAGCCGAGGAUAUCGUGUCGACUACUCAGCUGCUGAACGGUGGAGUGGAGAGGUCGGAAUCCAAAUUGAAGAUAAUAAAAUAACCAUGUGUGCAAAUAUCGAUACACAAUCAUAUCAAUAAACAUGGUGUCAUAUA
Cimex lectularius (bed bug) is the source of this 3143-nucleotide messenger RNA. RefSeq names its product pseudouridine-5'-phosphate glycosidase-like. Lineage: Eukaryota; Metazoa; Arthropoda; Insecta; Hemiptera; Cimicidae. The coding region runs from base 1905 to 3128 and encodes 407 amino acids. The transcript is spliced from 11 exons. The record is from RefSeq and is a predicted model, not a curated record. Gene Ontology annotation, molecular function: pseudouridylate synthase activity.